Myotis davidii is the source of this 1259-nucleotide messenger RNA. It is a transcript of the gene UBE2L6, whose product is annotated as ubiquitin conjugating enzyme E2L 6. The coding region runs from base 16 to 594 and encodes 192 amino acids. NCBI's taxonomy places the organism in Eukaryota, Metazoa, Chordata, Mammalia, Chiroptera, Vespertilionidae. The record is from RefSeq and is a predicted model, not a curated record. The transcript is spliced from 4 exons.
AGGACUUGGCUUUAUAUGGAAAGAGAGAGAGAGAGCGAGACCCACAGAUACACACUCCGUGUGAGGACACAAAGUGAAGGGCGUCUGCAAGCCAGGAAGAGGGGCCGCCCCAGAACACUCUGCUGGCAUCCUGGUCUCAGCGUUCCAGCCUCUACAACGGAGCUGGAGGAAUUUCAGAAGGACCUUCCCCAGUACCUGCGGAACCUGUCCAGCGAUGACGCGGACGUCCUGGUGUGGCACGCUCUCCUUCUGCCUGAGAAGCCGCCCUACAACCUCCGGGCCUUCAACCUGCGCAUCAACUUCCCUGAGGAAUAUCCAAUGAGACCCCCCACGGUGACGUUCACAACCAAGAUCUACCACCCCAACGUGGAUGUUGAUGGCCAGGUGUGCCUGCCCAUCAUCAGCAAUGAGAACUGGAAGCCUUCUACCAAGACCUACCAAGUCUUGGAGGCCCUCAGCGUGCUGGUGAAUAAUCCGGACCUGGGGGAGCCCGUGCGCCUGGAGCUUGCUGACCUGCUAACACUGGACUCGGAGAAGUUCCACAGGAUUGCCGAAGAAUUCACCCUCCAGUUUGGAGAGCCCCGGCCCUCCUAGCUCCGGUCCUGGCCCUCUGCACUGGGUCCUGUUCGUGUGAUGGCAGACACACAACAUGGACUGGGGCCAGAGCCCCUUGGUGGCUCAUGUCCUGCUCAGUUUUUCUGUGUUUUUUCCUUUCUUAGGUUGUUAGCCGUUAGUUGUGUGUGUGGAACCUAGCCCCAGUUCCAGGUUCACCUGGCCACAGGUGUGCUUUCCUACUUCCUUUCUGUGCCCCAGAGCCAGGCAGUUUAGGUUUGCAGAGUCACAGGCCAGCUGCUACUAGUGGCUCCAUCUUAAAGAUCACCUUCCAGGCCAGCUGGCAGGAAAUGAGCCCGGCAGGCCACCAGAAAACCUCAGGGACCCAGGCAUCUGGGGGAGUGGAGGCGGGAGGCGGGGCACAUCGAAGGGAGUCCCUUGCAAUUGGGUGAUUUGUUGAUUAUAUUAUCAGCCAGGCUGUGCAGAUUUAAGUGCUAAACCGUUUCUUUUCCACUGAUGAAACACUAAGUGAAGAAUCCGAUCUCCGUCCCAGAAAUCUGACUACACUGUUUCCAAACCACUUGCAAUCCCAUUAGGUUGGGGCCAGGCUUCAAGCUGGGAGGAGCGGCCCCUUCAGCUUCCAGUCAAGGGGGAGCCACGGAAACCAUGUGUUUUUCCAGCCAUUAAAGUCUCAGAUGACGUGUGGA